AUGAGCAACAGUUCAGAGGAAAUUUCUUGGAUUACUUGGUAUUGUGGAUUACGUGGAAAUCAAUUUUAUUGUGAGGUUGAUGACGAAUAUAUUCAAGACCGAUUUAAUUUGACUGGUUUGGUUGAACAAGUUCCUUAUUUUCGUCAAGCACUUGAUAUGAUUCUUGAUUUGGAACCUGAAGAAGAGGAACAUGACGAUGCACAGGCUGAUUUAGUUGAGCAGGCCGCUGAGUUGCUUUAUGGUUUAAUUCAUGCUCGUUAUAUUCUUACAAAUCGAGGAAUUGAGCAAAUGAUUGAAAAAUGGCAAAAUGAGGAUUUUGGCAAUUGUCCACGUGUUUUCUGUGAAAAUCAGGCUGUACUGCCUAUUGGCAUGUCAGAUAUCGUUGGUGAAGGUUCUGUUCGUCUUUACUGUCCUCGUUGUUGCGAUAUUUAUUUACCGCGUUCAACAAGACAACGUCGAGCGGAUGGAGCUUAUUUUGGGACUGGAUUUCCUCAAAUGUUAUUUUUUGUACAUCCUCAUUUACGUCCAAGACCGCCAUUUAAAAGUUAUCAUCCAAAGUAUUUUUUUUAA
This is a messenger RNA of Meloidogyne enterolobii, 570 nucleotides long. The record is from the annotation of a GenBank genome assembly. Lineage: Eukaryota; Metazoa; Nematoda; Chromadorea; Rhabditida; Meloidogynidae.